Molecule: messenger RNA, 813 nt
Organism: Acytostelium subglobosum LB1
Lineage: Eukaryota; Evosea; Eumycetozoa; Acytosteliales; Acytosteliaceae
Exons: 1
Coding region: 1-813 (270 amino acids)
Source: RefSeq, a predicted model, not a curated record
AUGGCACGACACAUUGCAUUUGGCGACAUUGACAACUUUGACAUUGACACUCUGAACAACAUCAUGGAAUCGACAUGUUGUCCACAGACCAAGAUGACGGAUGAAGUUGUCCAUGCAUUCGUCAAGAGUUGGCUGCCCCCACAACAACCUUACCACGAUCAAGACAUCAGCAUGAUUGUGAAACAUGCAGCAUCACACUCACACUCACUCAUCAAGCUGAUGCACACAAUCUUCAUCGAAGCCAAUCACAGAUUGUUGUUCACUCGAGCGAUGCCUCAAUGCGCCAAUCGUGGUGACACUCAAUCAAUCAAGUUCAUUCUUGAUAUCGCUCAAGACGCUGCCACAACCACUGGAAAUAGUCCACUAAAUCUCAAUCUUGAUGUUCUGACCGAUUUCAAGACUAACAGGAUCACCGAUGUUGAAGUGAUGGCCAUGCUCAUGGACACUGGAAUCAUUCAGAACACUCAACAAUACCAUCCAAUCAUUGUUGGUGUGUUGGAUCAUGCUUGCUCCAAUGGACUUGUGGACAUGAUGACAUUCAUUCACGAACGUUUAACAGAUGUUAAACUGGUCCCAUCCCUUCAUUCAAUGGAGGAUGCUGUCAUGGCCAACCAUCUCAAUGUGAUCGUCUAUCUCUUUGGUGAUCAAUCAUCAACAAUGUGGCGAGCAAUGUCACAACAUCCAACUCAUGUCAUCCGAUUACUGAUACAACUUCGACACACAGCAUUCAUUGAUGGACAUGUCAAGAUGAUCACAUGGAUCACCAACCGAAUCAAUCAACUCAAACUUGAACGAAGUUCAACCCAUAAAUAA